Molecule: messenger RNA, 2093 nt
Organism: Patiria miniata (bat star)
Lineage: Eukaryota; Metazoa; Echinodermata; Asteroidea; Valvatida; Asterinidae
Gene: foxq1
Product: forkhead box protein Q1-like
Exons: 1
Coding region: 371-1543 (390 amino acids)
Biological process (GO): regulation of transcription by RNA polymerase II; anatomical structure morphogenesis; cell differentiation
Molecular function (GO): RNA polymerase II cis-regulatory region sequence-specific DNA binding; DNA-binding transcription factor activity, RNA polymerase II-specific
Source: RefSeq, a predicted model, not a curated record
CCUUUUACUUGUGUCAACUUUGCGUCGGCCGGCAUGCACUAGGCUUAUAAAUUUGACAGCCCGACCGAGGGUGGUGACUUUGCGUUGUUCAGACAGCCGGAGACGAACGAAGAGUGUCCCGCCCUCAGACCCGUCCGAUUCUGAGCAUUGUCAUCACCCGCAAAGUCCUAACUGCGGUCGAGCCGUCGAAUGCUGAAGACUUCAACUGAGUAUUUUACUUUUCUAUUUGACACUUUGCUCGCAAAAUGAUUUGAUUUUUGAGCUCAGAAAAGUCUUCAAGUUGGGAGCAACUGCGGCAGCAUGUACCGGCGUCUUUAUCAUCACCACAGAAGCUGCAAUCCUUCAUCACCUUAGGGAACAUCAUAUCGAAAUGGACGUCGAGGAUCUUCACCGCCAUCUGUCCUCACCCAGCAGCCCGGCUGAAACUUGGACCAGUUCGGUCUCAGACUUGCCCCUGUCCCCUACCGUCUUGGAGUAUGAAUCUUCUCGGCUUGAGGAGGAAACUGGCGGACUGCAGGAGGAGGAAGACGGACCGACCAUCAAAGAUUGUGAGACAAAGUCGGGCAAGGGAAAGCCCACCUACCACCGCCACCCCAAGCCGCCAUAUUCCUACAUCGCCUUGAUCGCUAUGGCUAUCCGAGACUCGCCCUCAGGCCGACUCACCUUAGCCGAGAUCAACGAAUACCUGAUGAAGAGAUUCGCCUUCUUCAGAGGUCCCUACACCGGCUGGAGAAACUCGGUCCGCCACAACCUGUCACUCAACGAGUGUUUCGUCAAGAUUCUACGGGACCCAGCCCGUCCCUGGGGCAAGGACAAUUACUGGACCAUCAACGAGGACAGCGAGUACACCUUUGCAGACGGAGUGUUCCGUAGGCGCCGUAAGCGCCUCUCCCGAAGCAACGAGCGGGAGAACGAGGAGAGGCGGCAGAAGAGCCGUGGACAGUCCGGGGCCACUGCCGACAAACCACGGUCCAAAUUCACCGGUCCGUUUAGCAUCGACAGUAUAUUAGGUUUUACAAAAUGCAGCAGAGGCCCAACUGAUCAGAGGAACAAUGAUCAAGGCAACCAAGGUGUUGCUUCGUUCAAUCUCUGCACUCCGUCAAACCAGCCAUCCCCGAGCCGGCUCAGCUCGCCUAAAUGUCCUCCGAGCAACGCACCGACGAACCCAAAGAGUGCCUACAUGGUCUACCCGAGUCCCCGAGGUGUUCCCAUUGCCUGGGUGCCCCAGACUCCCAAGUAUUGCCCCUUCCCAUUACUCGGUGAUGUGCCGUUCCCGCACCCUACCCUGCCUAUCAAGAUGGCCGAAAUCUUUCACCAUCAUCACCAGGCACGCGCUAAGAAGCGAGGACGCAGUAAUCACCAGGCCAUUGCCAACGACGAAGCCAGCGCAUCGCAUGAUCCAACACAUACCGAUAUGAUCUGGCCGAUGGGACGUCUGACUGCGGACCCAUUCCCCUAUCAAACAAUACAUCUCUCCGUUGCCAAGUGCAGGCAGAAUCAACAGAGGGCGCCAGACUUUCAUAUUGACAACCUUCUGUCUUGAACUUGACCUUGUAACGUUGGCUCCAUAGGCCCCGAGGUGCAAUAUUAAAAUUGGAUGCUCUGAAAGUAUAGAAACCACUCUAAGUGGUUCAGAAUAGUCAGUAAAAUGUCAACACAAUUUAUAGAAAAGUGUGCCGAUAAAGUGUUUCGUUUGCGUAUUUCGUGACGUAGAUAUCAGGUCUAAUAGUUUUUACAAAGACAUGAGGCAAACCUUGAAAUAAACUUUUGUGUUGUGAGCCUUGUUUUUUGAGAAUGCAAAGGUACAUGAAAAUGAUAGGAAUUGUUAUAGUAAACACGGAUUGCUAUAGUGCCGAAUUGAUUACAGUGUGCAAUCAAUCAAGUUGUAAAAAAACCACAUAAAUUAAACAGAUAGAAUAGAGAUUUCCUUGGUAAUUGUUACAAUGAGCAUGUUUUGUGUUGCAUAGGCAAUACUGCUCGUUUGUUUCAAAGUGUUGAUAAGUAAGACGUGGUCAGAAAAAAAGGAUUGAUAAGAACAAUCGGAAAGGGACUCUGUGUAACUCACUUGUUGAGAAGGAAAUUUUGACCAAAGG